UUGGCCACGUCGGUGUCUUCUCGCUUUACCGACGGUGUCUAACAACUUUCGGUCAAGGAAAACGCCGACAAGAAUCUCAUUUGCUCUCCCCUAUCGGUGGAAAUCGCACAGAGCAUGGCAUACAUGGGAAAUGAGGGAUAUUUUGAAACUGCCCGACAACAAAAAGGAAGUGGCAGCCAUAUACAAGGAUCUUCUGAGUAAGCUCGAACGGCGCGAAAAGGUAGCCAUUCUUAGUCUGCCAAAUCGCAUAUAAGUUAACAAGAAGUUUGAGCUAGUUCCGGAGUACAAUCAGAUGGUAAAGGAUUCCUUUAAGGCUGAAGCGGAGGCAAUCAGCGCUGACGAUCCCAAGAUAAUCGCUUUCAUUGUCAAUAAGUGGGUAGAUAAUCAGACGUGUGGCAAAAUCAGAGACUUAGUUAAGCCCAGUGACGUGACGAAUCAGGUAUUGGUCAUCUUAAAUGCCAUUUACUUUAAGGGCCAGUGGCAGAGCAAAUUGAAUACCGAGCACACGAAGUCCGAUUUCCAUAUUUCGGAUCAAAAGAGUUGUUACUUCGGGAUGAUGUCACUAGUUAAACCAUUUAGGGCUUCAUAUAGUAUAGAACUAGGUGCCAAAUUUAUCGAGCUGCCCUACAAAAAUUCAAACCUUUCCAUGGUCAGUUAUCUACCUGACAAAGUCGGUGGUCUAGCAGAGUUGGAGAAAAAUAUGGUUGGAUUCACUCCGAAACUUAUCAAUAUUGAUGUGCAUCUAAGGCUUCCCAAGUUCAAAAUCGAGUUCUUCGCUAAUAUAGAGCCAGUUCUUAUAGCGAUGGGCAUACAAGAUGCGUUCAAGACAUUCACUGACUUCAAUGAUCUGGUCGCGAACAGUGGGACAUGUGGGGGCGUCGUUCAUGAGGCGUUCCUGGAGGUUAAUAAGGAAGGUUCUAAAGCAGCGGCUGCAACAGCUGUAAUUUUUAAGUAUAUCCCGCCAAUGGAUUUUAAUGUCAAUCAUCCAUUUGCCUAUGUCAUUCGCGAUGCGGAAACCAUUUACUUUCAGGGCCACUUCGUGAACCCGGAACGAUAAAAUGAACUUUUUUUUUUUUUUUGUUUAUAUAACAACACUUUUGGCUAUAGCUGAUAAAAUACAUAUACCAGAUUAAUAAAAGUAAAUUAAUCUUUAUUUAUAAUUAUACUCCAUAUUAAAGGGAAAGGUGUUUCGGGGUUUCUCCUUUUGUAGAAGGUCUAGAAAGUAGUGAGUACCUUAUUACCCUUAUUAUGAU
Drosophila mauritiana is the source of this 1253-nucleotide messenger RNA. Its product is annotated as serine protease inhibitor 42Dd. The record is from RefSeq and is a predicted model, not a curated record. NCBI's taxonomy places the organism in Eukaryota, Metazoa, Arthropoda, Insecta, Diptera, Drosophilidae. Gene Ontology annotation, molecular function: serine-type endopeptidase inhibitor activity.